Molecule: messenger RNA, 5075 nt
Organism: Conger conger (European conger)
Lineage: Eukaryota; Metazoa; Chordata; Actinopteri; Anguilliformes; Congridae
Gene: rnf17
Product: ring finger protein 17
Exons: 38
Coding region: 3-4883 (1626 amino acids)
Source: RefSeq, a predicted model, not a curated record
AAAUGUCGGAGAGGAACGAAAGCCAGAAUUCUGUGGUUUGCGGCACAUGUGGCCUGGCAUACACCUUGCCAGAGGAUGAGGUUGUUGGAAACCUCCCCCACAUGCUGCUGUGUGGUCAUGUAUUCUGCACCUCCUGUCUGCGCUCUCUGGAGUUUGGCAACAUCGUCGUGUGUCCAGAGUGUAAGGUGGAGUCGAUGCUGUCUGAGGACGGGGUUGAGGGGCUUCAGGUGGACAGCAGGAUCAUUGGGCUUAUCUACACCGCCAAGAUGAACAUGAGGAAAAACCGUGAUAGGCCCAGGCAUCGCAAGUCCACGCCCCCCCACCUGCCCCCAGCAGAGGGUCCAGAGCAGGAGUCUGAUACAGAGAAAGGCCUGGAAGAUGCUCUGUGCCAAGCAGCUGAAAACCUGUCCCAGCUGGAGAGCAUCCACCAGACCCUGGUUGAAGGCCUGCAGGUGCAGGUGAAGAAGGAGAAGGCUCGUCUGGCAAAAGAGAUCGAGGAGGUGGCAGAGGCUGCCUUAAGCAUCCUGCGCAAAAGGAAGGGGGUUCUUCAGGCCGAACUGGCCCAUCUGGAGCAGUACUUCCUGGCCAGCAGGCAGCUUCUGGGGCAGGUGGAGGAGAGGAGGAAGGCCCUGCACACAGCUAUACAGAAGACCAAGCAGGUUCAGCAGCACCCCUCCCUCGGGAGCUACUGCGAACUGGACAAGGUGUUGGAGAUCCUGCAGGCUCCAGUAGCAGUACAGUCCUAUGAUCUCAGCUGUCUGUCUCUGGGCUCUGGACUGAGCUGCACUCUACAUACAGAAGGACUGGGGCAGAGUCUGAAAACCUACUUCAAAUUCACAAUCGGCAACCCAAAAGUACUAACUGGGGAAGACGUGAGCACAGACGCCCCCUCCCAGCUGGGCACAGAGAGGAAGAGCUGGCAGGGCAGCAUCCCUCCCCAGGACAGGAGACUGGGAUGGCAGGCCCCCGACACUGUGGAGCCUGGAGCCCCUGAGUGGCAGCAGGAAAGCCUGGGGAUGAGAUCUGCUAACCAGGCCGCCUCCUCCUGCGGCUUAUCUGACACUCCCAACGUCAUCAUCGAGGAGAUUAUUGAGGAAGCAGAGCCAGAGCGACCGUUUUCUUAUCGCCCGGCAAGCCGCAGGCGUUCAGUGUGGCGUCGACGCCCCGCGGGCCUCGCCCUGCCUCGGGCGAUGCCGCGCCGUGGAAGGCCCCGCAACCUCUUACCCCAGCCAGCUUUCAUGGGCCCUCCCCUACCGCCCAGAGGAAAGGCGGUGCUUGGACGACCGAGGAGGAAGGGCAGGAGGUAUCCCAUGGACGGCCCUCCGAUGCGUCUGGGGAAAGCGUUUCAGGAGUGGGUGUUGGUGACACAUGUGGUCAACCCCAGCCACUUCUACAUCCGGCGAGUGGCUGAGACUCGCGCUGGAGUCGUGCUGUCCAAGAAGAUCAGCGGCCUGUGCUCUGGGGAGAGGGGCCUCUUCACUGCCGCCAACGUGCUGGAGACCGGCUCCCUGCUGUUUGUGAAGUGGAAGGAGUCCAUGUGGUGCAGGGUGACGGUGACGGAGGUGUUCCAGAGAGGCCGAGUGGAGCCUGUGUCCCGCAGCCCUGUGCUGGACCUGGCCAAACUGCGCGUCUACUUCCAGGACUACGGCUUCUCCAAGGACAUCUCUUUCAAUGACAGUGAGGGCGCGUCAGUGGUGGACGGUCUGAAUCAGUGCGUACGCCGUGUUGACCUGGCCGUGCAGUCAGAGAUGGCUCGCUGGCCCGCCCAGGCUAUCCGCUGCUCCCUCAAAGACAUCGUCCCGGCUGACCUGAAUAAGGGCUGGUGUACGGAGUCACAGAUGGAGUUCCAGCGGGUGGUAGGUUCCAAGGCGGUGGAGAUGCAGGUGUUCGGGGAGGAGCGGGACGCCCUGCUGGUGGACCUGAAGAACGCGCCCAUGGACAAGAGUGCCAGCGACAUGCCCCUCUCUCUCCGGGACUACCUCGUCUUUCUGGAGCUGGCCAUGUUUUAUUCCCCGAUGGGCAAACCCCCCAGCAGUGGGCGUCGGCCCCUGCAGUUUUACCCUCCUGUGUACCCUAGAGCCAUGGUGGAACUCAAUGCAGUGGUGUGUCACAUUAACUCACCCUCAGACUUCUACAUACAACUGGUGGACAACAUAGAGUACCUGCUUCUGAAUGCGAAGCUGCAGGACUUCUACUCCCAGGAGGGCCUGGGGGGGCUGGAGGUGUUCUGCCCCACCCUGGAACAGGCCUGCGCCGCCCUCUUCGAGGACAAGGUCUGGUACCGCGCCCAGAUCAUCGGCUUCCCUGGUAACAGGUUGGUGGAGGUCCAGUACGUGGACUUCGGAAACAAGAAGAUCCUGCCCCUGAGUGACAUACGCAAGCUAAAGGAUGAGUUCUUCGCUCUGCCCGCCAUGGCUAUCCAGUGCUGCUUGGCGCAUCUGAAGCCAGCGAGCAGCGCCGCGUCAUGGAGCACCACGUGCACUGAAAGGUUCCGGAACCUCGCGGAACAAAAACUGAUGUCUGCCAUGGCAACAGAGAUUGUCCCACGGCUGCAGGCCAUGCCGGUCAGGUUGUUCGAGGUGAAGGAGGAUGUUGGCCAGUCCACGGACAUCGCUGAGCUGCUGGUGGGGGAAGACCUGGCCUGCUUCAGGAAGGGAGUGAAACCGCAGGCCCAGGUGGUGGACCCGGCCGUGUGGGACCCCCCGUUCGAGGGCCUGCUGGAGGGUGUGAGGGACGGGGACACUGUGGCUCCUGAAGAGGAGACUCUGCUCCAGAGCAACGCCCAGGACCUGCACACCCACAUCCAGCUGCCCCAGAAUCUGAAGGACCUGAGGGUGCGGGUCACCCAUGUCUGCUCCCCCGGAAGCUUCUACGUGCAGCUGCUGCAGAUGGACAAGCACCUCAAGAAGGUGUAUGAGAAGCUGAAGGAGGCGUACGCGAAGUCUGAGCCGCAGACGGUGGAGUGGGCCGUGGACAUGUACUGCGCCGCGUACGUUAACGGCGUGUGGGAGAGGGGACAGGUCCGCUCCGUGUCUUCCGCCAACAUUGCCGAGGUGGUGCGCUGCGACUUUGGCAACAAAGUGAAGCUCCACAUCAACCACCUCCGACCCUUGCAGCCUGACUUGGUUGGCUGCCUGAUGCUUGAGUGUUCCCUCAGCGACAUCAGACCUGCGGGGGGUCGCUCCACCUGGACAGCCACUUCAUGUGACUUCAUCUCCUACUACAUGACCGGCGCCAUGGCGACAAUGACCAUCAAGGAGAACACGCCCCAGCGGCCCAUCUCCGUGGUCCUGUACUGCGCCGACCGGGCGGGGAAAGAUGUGAGCAUCGCUGACUUCCUGGUCAGUGAGGGCCUGGCCCUGAAGGAGAGGACACGUCCGGAGGUUCCUCCGGCCGCAGAGAAGGAGGCAGGGUCUGCAGAAGGGGGCGUUCCCCUGAGGAGCUGCGAGGGGGCGGGGCCGAGAGCUCCGUCUCCUCCCCUCCCGGCUGCUCCCCCCUCCAAACCCGCCCCCUGCCCCGCCUCCCCGCCCAAGGUUGUUCGGACACGCCCCUACGUCCGGCCCGAGGCGGUGAAGACACGCCCCUACAGCCCGCCUGAACUCCCGCACUGCGGCCUCACACAGAUGACCAUCACCGCCGUGUCAGAGGACGGAGUCAUCUACGCCAUGACACGCCAUGCAGAGCUGCAGUUUGAGCAGCUGAAGGACAGGCUGCAGCUGCACAUAAAGACCCUGCCCAGGCAGAAGCCCUACAGUUGGAAGAGCGUGCUGGGCUGUGCGGUCAUGGGUUCCGACAUGCUCUGGUACCGGGGCGAGGUGCAGGAGGUCAUCGGGGGUCAUGUCAAGGUACGCUAUGUGGACCAGGGUCUAGUGGAGAACAUUCCGGUGUGUCAUGUUUACCCCACAGUGCUCUGCGAGGACAUUCCCCAACUCUGCAUUCCCUGCAAGCUGCACGGCAUUAUUCCUGUGGGGGAACAGUGGCAGGGGGAUGCUGUGGCUUUGCUCAGAGAAUUACUGCACACUCGCUGUGUGGACCUGCAGAUCAUGGAACUGCCCUCUGACCCCCAAGGUCAGGUCACAGUGCAGGUGCUGUUAGACGGGAUGACCCUGAGCAGGAUCAUGGUGCAUCAUCAGCACGCGACCUUUGACCCCAGUGUGUCUGCCAAAGAGAUGCAGGUACCUGUGGUGACACCAUCCUUGACAGAAUUGGAUGACUGGGAGCUAAACACCAAAGGUUUGAAGGACUCAGAGCUAAUGCUGGGGGUCUACAAAUAUCCCAGACUUCCUGACAAAGGAGAGCACUUCCCUGUCAAGAUCAAACACCUCCGCACUCCCAAUGAGGUGUUCCUGUACCCUCUGGUGAAGGACAGAGAUGUGGAGGAGACUGGGGAGACUCUGGAGCAAGCUCUGGGCAGAGUGAACUCCAGUGUGGAGGAGCUGCCACUGCUCACUGACUUCCCUAUAGAGGGCCCCUGCCUGGCUGAGUACUGCGAUGGAAAAUUCUACAGAGCCAAGCUGCUCAGCCUCGAGGGCUUCGACCCCGUCAAGGUCCUCAUCAGACACGUGGACUUCGGCUCGGACGACAUGGUCCCCAUGCAGAGGCUGCGGCAGGUCCCGGAGGCUCUGCUGCGCUUCCCCUGUAAGGCCAUCCAGGUGCGCGUGGCGGGGUUCAAACCGCCACUGGUCCGCCUGGAGAAGGAGCGCGUGUCCUACCGGCCCGAGUGGAGCAUGAAGGCCGCUCUGGAGAUGAUCGACCUGCUGCACGGUGACAUCACCGCCUCCGUCGUGUCCACAGACCCAGAGACUGCCGUGUUCCUGUACGAUGAGAAUGGGGCACUGGUGCAUCUGCCCCUUGUGCAGAAGGGCCUGGCUGACUACGAGUGACAGGAAGAAACCGAAUCCCGCUGUGACCUGGAAAGUCUGUUGGCCUUGUGUUCUUGGCCUGGGAAUAAGGAAUACCUGCACGUCUUCAUUUAUAGUUUUAUAUACAGGUGCUAGCGUUAUAGCACUGAGAAAUCUUGAUUUAUUUUCAGUGUUCUACUUUUGUAAAAGGGAGCCUGUGAUGCUGUGAUAUUG